Messenger RNA from Thunnus maccoyii (southern bluefin tuna), 9110 nucleotides. RefSeq names its product sodium channel, voltage-gated, type I like, alpha b (gene scn1lab). The transcript is spliced from 27 exons. The record is from RefSeq and is a predicted model, not a curated record. Gene Ontology annotation, biological process: sodium ion transmembrane transport; membrane depolarization during action potential; neuronal action potential. Gene Ontology annotation, molecular function: protein binding; voltage-gated sodium channel activity. Lineage: Eukaryota; Metazoa; Chordata; Actinopteri; Scombriformes; Scombridae. Gene Ontology annotation, cellular component: voltage-gated sodium channel complex; plasma membrane; axon. Bases 355 to 6429 code for a protein of 2024 amino acids.
AUGGGAGCCAUUUCAACCACAGCUAAAGAUCACAGGUGGCCCCCGGACCCUAGUAUGGGCAAACCUCGGUCGGUCUCUCACCGGUGUGCGCGUGUGUGUGUGUGUAUGUGUGUGUGUGUGUGAGUGUGUGUGUGUCUGGAAGGGGGGGAAGAGAUGAUGGCCGCGGUUACUUCGACAGGCUCUCGUCUGUGGGGAAUAUGAUGCGUAAAGUGUCGGCGUUUUUUUUUUUCCGAAGACAUAAUCAACAUGGCGACAGCUGCUGCGGCCCCCUCUGCUCGUUUUGAAACGAGCGACAAUUAAGCUCCCUGCCGAAGCUGAGCCCCUCGCUGCCCUCUGAAGGAGCAGGAUGACAAGAUGGCACAGCUGCUUGUACCGCCCGGACCUGACAGCUUCCGCCCCUUCGUCCCCGAGUCGCUGGCCGCCAUCGAGAGGCGCAUCGCCGAGGAGGAGGCCCGGAGACCACGGACGGAGCGUCGCAGCGACAGCGAUGAUGAAAAUGGGCCCAAGCCCAACAGUGACCUGGAGGCGGGGAAAUCUCUCCCCUUCAUCUAUGGGGACAUCCCUCCCCCCCUGGUGUCCACUCCUCUGGAGGACAUGGACCCCUUCUACAGCAAUCAGAAGACCUUCAUAGUAUUGAAUCGCGGGAAGGCAAUCUUCCGUUUCAAUGCCACCCCUGCCUUGUACAUCUUAAGCCCCUUCAACCCUCUAAGGAGGAUAGCUAUUAGAGUUUUAGUACACUCGAUGUUCAGCAUGUUGAUCAUGUUCACCAUCCUGACCAACUGUGCUUUCAUGACCCUCAGUAAUCCCCCGGAAUGGGCCAAGAAUGUAGAGUACACAUUCACAGGGAUUUACACCUUCGAGUCCCUUAUAAAGAUCCUGGCCAGGGGCUUCUGUGUGGGGAAGUUCACUUUCCUCCGAGACCCAUGGAACUGGCUGGAUUUCAGUGUUAUCCUCAUGGCAUAUGUCACAGAGUUUGUGGACCUGGGCAAUGUCUCAGCACUGCGAACCUUCAGGGUUCUGCGAGCCCUGAAAACUAUAUCAGUCAUCCCAGGCUUGAAGACCAUCGUUGGCGCACUGAUCCAAUCGGUGAAAAAGCUGUCGGACGUGAUGAUCCUCACCGUGUUCUGCCUCAGCGUGUUCGCCCUCAUCGGCCUGCAGCUCUUCAUGGGCAACCUGAGGCAGAAGUGCAUACGUAUGCCGAGUAACAGCACCAACAGCACCAACAUCACUGCCGAUGACACGAUGCUUUUGAACAACAGCCUGCUGGACGUCAAUCUCACGUUUGCGCAGAACACCACGGAGAACUACUUCAACUGGACGGAGUAUAUCAGCGAUGAGAAUAAUUACUAUUACCUCCCUGGCCGUAGGGAUGCUCUGCUCUGUGGGAAUGGCAGUGGCGCUGGGCUUUGUCCAGAGGGCUAUAUAUGUAUCAAAGGGGGUCGUAAUCCGGACUUCGGCUACACCAGCUUUGACACCUUCAGCUGGGCGUUCCUCUCUCUGUUCCGACUAAUGACCCAGGACUAUUGGGAAAACCUCUACCAGCAGACGCUGCGUGCGGCGGGGAAACCCUACAUGAUCUUCUUCGUGCUGGUGAUCUUCCUGGGCUCCUUCUACCUGGUCAACCUGAUCUUGGCCGUGGUGGCCAUGGCUUAUGACGAGCAGAACCAGGCUACUAUUGAGGAGGCUCAGCAGAAGGAAGAGGAGUUCCAGGCCAUGCUGGAGCAGCUGAAGAGACAGCAGGAGGAGGCACAGGUUGCCGCGGCAGCAGCCACGGAGAGCGGAGAGUACAGUGGGAGAGGGGGCCCCACCUCUGAGUCCUCCUCAGGGACGUCUAAGCUCAGCUCGAAAAGUGCCAAGGAGCGACGCAACAGGCGGAAGAAGAGGAAGCAGAGGGAGGAAGAGGAGGAGAGGGGGGUCCGCGACAAGUUCCGCAAGUCUGAGUCCGAGGGCAGCAUCAAGAGAUCCAGCUUCCGCUUCUCCAUUGAUGCCAACAGACUCUCUUAUGAGAAGAGAUGCUCCUCACCCAACCAGUCUCUCCUCAGCAUACGUGGAUCUCUAUUCUCGCCACGGAGGAACAGCCGUGCCAGCCUGUUCAGCUUCCGCGGCCGGGCACGUGACAUGGGCUCCGAAAACGACUUUGCGGACGAUGAGCACAGUACCUUCGAGGAGAGCGACAGCCGUCGGGGUUCCCUGUUCUUGCCACGCCGCCUCGAGCGCCGCAGCAGCGCUGUAAGCCAGACCAGUCUAGGGGCUCCACGUAUCAUGCUGCCCGCCAACGGCAAGAUGCACUGUGCCGUGGACUGCAAUGGUGUGGUGUCGCUGGUUGGUGGAACUUCUGUAACAACCUCCCCUGUAGGUCUACUGCUGCCUGAGGGUACAACUACAGAUACGGAGCUGAAGAAACGGCGCACAGGUUUUCACCACCCAUCCAUGGAUUAUUUAGACGAACCAGGAGGCAGGCAAAGAGCCAUGAGUGUGGCCAGUAUCCUCACCAACACCAUGGAAGAGCUUGAAGAGUCUAGACAGAAGUGCCCCCCCUGCUGGUAUAGAUUUGCCAACACUGCUCUGAUCUGGGAUUGUUGUCCCGCAUGGUUGAAAAUCAAGGAGUUCGUCAGCAUGGUGGUCAUGGAUCCAUUUGUGGAUCUGGCUAUCACAAUUUGCAUUGUCCUCAACACCCUUUUCAUGGCCAUGGAGCAUUACCCCAUGACGGAGGAAUUUGACAACGUACUCUCAGUUGGAAACCUGGUGUUCACAGGUAUCUUCACAGCAGAGAUGUGCUUCAAGAUCAUCGCCCUAGAUCCCUACUACUACUUCCAGGAGGGAUGGAACAUUUUUGAUGGGAUCAUUGUUAGUCUGAGUCUGAUGGAGCUUGGUUUGGCCAACGUAGAAGGCCUGUCUGUGCUCAGGUCCUUCAGAUUGCUGAGGGUCUUCAAACUGGCCAAGUCAUGGCCCACUCUGAACAUGCUGAUCAAGAUCAUCGGUAACUCAGUGGGAGCUUUGGGGAACUUGACUCUGGUGCUUGCCAUCAUCGUCUUCAUCUUCGCUGUGGUGGGCAUGCAGCUAUUCGGCAAGAGCUACAAGGAGUGUGUGUGUAAGAUUUCUGAUGAUUGCAAGCUACCCCGUUGGCACAUGCACGAUUUCUUCCACUCCUUCCUGAUCGUUUUCCGGGUGCUGUGUGGAGAGUGGAUCGAGACCAUGUGGGACUGCAUGGAGGUGGCAGGACAGUCGAUGUGCCUGAUCGUCUUCAUGAUGGUCAUGGUCAUUGGAAACCUGGUGGUUCUAAACCUGUUCCUGGCUCUCCUCCUGAGCUCAUUCAGCGCUGACAACCUGGCAGCAACUGACGACGACAGCGAGAUGAACAACCUGCAAAUUGCUGUUGGCAGGAUCCAGCGGGGCAUCGCCUUUGUCAAAGCCACAGUGCGGCAGUUCCUCCAAAGCCUCUGCUUUGGUGGGGGCAGUGCGGGCUCUGAUCUGGCCAAAGAGAGCAAACCCCUGGAUGAACUGCACAGCAAUGGCAAAGGCAACUGUAUCUCCAACCACACUUCAGUGGAGAUCACCAAAGACCCCAGCGGGGUGUAUAUGACAGAGGGAAAUGGACGGCCAGGAGGAGGGCUGGUGGUUGGGGUCGGGGUUGGUGGGGACAGUACAGGGAAGUACCCCGUGGAGGAAUGUGACUACAUGUCGUUUAUUCAUAACCCCAGCCUGACAGUCACGGUGCCCAUCGCUGUGGGCGAGUCAGACUUUGAGAAUCUUAACACAGAAGAUUUCAGCAGCGACUCGUCAGAUGUGGAGGGCAGCAAAGAGAAGCUCGAUGUAGAGCCCCAGCAUCUCAGCUCUUCAGAGGGGAGCACAGUCGAUAUUCGCCCCCCAGGAGAUGGGGUCGAUUCAGUAGAGCUGGAGCCGGAGGAGUCACAGGAUCCAGAGGCCUGCUUCACCGAGGGCUGUGUGAGUAGGUUCCAGUGCUGUCAGAUCAACGAGGAGGGAGGCAAGUAUAAGAGCUGGUGGACCCUCAGGAAAACCUGUUUUGUCAUAGUGGAGCACAACUGGUUUGAAUCCUUCAUCAUAUUCAUGAUCCUGCUCAGCAGUGGAGCGCUGGCGUUCGAGGACAUUUACAUUGAGCAGAGGAGGACCAUCAAAACAGUGCUGGAGUAUGCGGAUAAGGUGUUCACUUACAUCUUCAUCCUGGAAAUGCUGUUGAAGUGGGUGGCAUACGGCUUCGUCAAGUACUUCACUAACGCCUGGUGCUGGCUCGACUUCCUCAUCGUAGACGUGUCCUUGGUCAGCCUUGUAGCCAAUGCUCUGGGCUACUCUGAGCUUAGCGCCAUCAAAUCUCUGAGGACACUGCGAGCCCUCCGGCCCCUGAGGGCCCUGUCUCGGUUUGAGGGCAUGAGGGUUGUGGUGAAUGCGCUGCUGGGGGCCAUCCCCUCCAUCAUGAACGUGCUGUUGGUCUGCCUUAUCUUCUGGCUCAUCUUCAGCAUCAUGGGUGUCAACCUGUUCGCAGGGAAGUACUAUCGCUGCGUCAACACCACCACAGACGAUAUGCUUCCCAUCAACGUUGUCAACAACAUGUCUGAGUGCCUGAACUUGGUCAACGACAGCACCCGCUGGAAGAAUGUCAAAAUCAACUUUGACAAUGUCGGUGCCGGCUACCUGGCUCUGUUGCAAGUGGCAACAUUUAAGGGUUGGAUGGACAUCAUGUAUGCAGCCGUGGACUCUCGCAACGUGGAAGACCAGCCUGAAUAUGAAGUGAACUUGUACAUGUACCUCUACUUUGUCAUCUUCAUCAUCUUUGGCUCCUUUUUCACCCUCAACCUUUUCAUUGGUGUCAUCAUCGACAACUUCAACCAGCAGAAGAAAAAGUUUGGAGGUCAGGACAUCUUCAUGACAGAGGAACAGAAGAAAUACUAUAAUGCCAUGAAGAAGCUGGGUUCCAAGAAACCACAAAAACCCAUACCUCGGCCAACAAAUGCAUUUCAAGGCUGCGUGUUCGACUGCAUCACAAAACAGGCCUUCGACAUUGUGAUCAUGAUCCUCAUCUGCCUUAACAUGGUGACCAUGAUGGUAGAGACGGACGACCAAACACAAGACAUGGCCAAAAUCCUGUACUGGAUCAACCUGGUCUUCAUCGUGCUCUUCACGGGGGAGUGUGUGCUUAAGAUGAUCUCACUGCGUCACUAUUAUUUCACCAUUGGUUGGAAUAUAUUUGACUUUGUGGUAGUGAUCCUGUCGAUUGUAGGUAUGUUUUUAUCUGAAGUUAUCGAGAAGUACUUUGUGUCCCCAACGCUGUUCCGAGUGAUCCGUCUGGCCAGGAUAGGCCGCAUCCUCCGCCUUAUCAAAGGUGCCAAGGGCAUCCGGACGCUUCUCUUUGCUUUGAUGAUGUCACUUCCUGCCCUAUUCAACAUUGGCCUCCUCCUCUUCCUGGUUAUGUUCAUCUACGCCAUCUUUGGCAUGUCCAACUUUGCCUAUGUCAAGCGGGAGGCAGGAAUUGAUGACAUGUUCAAUUUCGAGACCUUUGGGAACAGUAUGAUCUGUUUAUUUCAGAUCACCACCUCAGCUGGGUGGGACGGCCUGCUGGCGCCCAUACUGAACAAGAGGGAGCCUGACUGUGAUAGCCAGAUAGAGCACCCAGGCAACUCCUACAAAGGCAACUGUGGCAACCCAUCAGUGGGCAUCUUCUUCUUUGUCAGCUACAUCAUCAUUUGCUUCCUCAUUGUGGUCAACAUGUACAUUGCUGUCAUCCUGGAGAACUUCAGCGUGGCAACAGAGGAGAGUGCAGAGCCGCUGAGUGAGGAUGACUUUGAGAUGUUCUACGAAGUGUGGGAGCGCUUUGACCCUGACGCCACUCAAUUCAUGGAGUACAGCAAGCUCUCUGACUUUGCAGAUGCUCUAGAUCCACCAUUGCGUAUGCCCAAGCCUAACAUGAUCCAGCUCAUCUCCAUGGACCUGCCGAUGGUCAGUGGGGAGCGCAUCCACUGCCUUGACAUCCUGUUUGCCUUCACCAAGCGAGUGUUGGGCGAAGGUGGUGAGAUGGAUGUGUUACGCGGGCAGAUGGAGGAGCGCUUCAUGGCCUCUAACCCUUCUAAGGUGUCUUACGAGCCCAUCACCACCACGCUCCGCCGCAAGCAGGAGGACAUGUCUGCUGUAAUCAUCCAGAGAGCCUUCCGCCGCUAUAUGAUCCGCCUAGCCAUGAAGAAGGCCUCCACCCUCUACAAGGAGCAGCUGAAGGAGGGCAUCCGUGACCCAGACAAGGACGUGAUGGUCAUCAGCAAGUUCCACGAGAACUCAACCUCAGACAAAACAGACAUGACCCCCUCCACAGCCUCCCCGCCCUCCUACAACAGCGUGACAAAAUCGGACAAGGACAAAUACGAGAAAGAAAAUAAGGAAAAAGAAAACAAAGGGAAAGACUUGAAAGACCGAAAGAAAUAGACUUUUAAAAAGGAACAAAAAAAUAAAAAUGCAUCAGAGACAUGAGGGAAAUUUGUUUACAGCUUCUAAAGGGGGUAGCUAGAUGUACGCUUGUGUUUUAAUCGUCAAGAGCUGAGGAAUGCUAUGCCAGGUAGGCCUAAAAUGGGAGCGCAGUUACGUCAUAUAUGAAUACAUAAGGACUUCUCAAAGGGGAACUUUGGAAACAAAUGAUACAGCAGACACUGCCAGAGAUUGAGUGGAACACGGAAAAGCCUCUCUGCAAAACGCUUGUGAUUUUCCUAUUGGUUGUUGUUACUAUCUGACACACUUGAGUGUACUGUUAAGUUGUCUGUAGCUAGUGCUGCUGCUACUACUAUAAAUCCAGUGUCUUGAAUUUAACAAUCGCUGUAUCACUUAGUACUCUGCAUUUUUUUUUUUGGUUUUGUUUAUUUUUUGGUUACAAGAUUUCCUUUUUUUAUGAGAAAGAAUGUUUUCUACUUUUUGUGUCAUUAUUGUGAGAAUGUGUCCACUGCUUUCACUGUUGUAAAAUCACCAAGGGCAGACAAAGUCAAUGCUGGAAACUCCAACAACCAUUUGAAACUUGUAUCAUGCAGAGUCUGUGCCAGAAUGCUCUUGAAUCAUACACUGUACAAAGCUGAAACAACAAGCAUCUCACUGAGGUACAAUGGACAAAUACAUUAUACCGACUGGUGUGCAAUCAGUGAUUGUUAAAAUCUGUAAUUCUGAAUUGUGCUAUUCGGACUGCUAUCUCCCCGUCACAGUGGAAAAUAGUCUCUAAAUACAGAGAAGCUGAAUGUAUGCAAGCUGAAGGAAUGAGACACAUUUAAAGGAAUAGUUUAACAUUUUGUGAAAUGUGUUUAUUUGCUUUUUUUUUUAAACAAAAAGAUAGAUGAGAAGAUUGAUACCACUCUCAUGUCUGUCCAUUAAAUGUUAAGCUAACACCAGGAGACUGUUAGGUAGGAUAAAGCUCACUAACACAUGGCAUAAUAACAAAGCAUCAACCUCAUAAUGACAGACACACCACCAUGUUUUUGCUAAUCCUGUAACAUGCAAAGAUUACACAUUGAGCUGAGCUGGUGUGAUAAAAGCGUCCCUCAGUGUAAUUAUAUGCUACUACAUCUCCUCACCAAACCACUUCACCUGUGAAACGGUAGCUCCACAUUUAGCUCCUCUAGUUGUUAUAAGUUUGUAAUCAAUAAGAAUUUCCUGAGCUGUUUUUUUUAUCAAGCUUUGUGAAAUAUGUAAAACAUAUAUAUAUAUAUUCUGCUCAUGUAAAGCUUCAAAAUGUCCUGACAAAAAGUACAGAAAAUGUUUAAAUCUACCAUUUUGGUAACGUUAGCUAACGUCAACACAUCAGGUUUUACCGUGAAGACUUACCACUGCCUUCACAUUCAAAAGCAUUUAUUCUGACAAAAGACAGAGUGGCACAGAAAACUGUACUUCAUGUGGACCUUAUUACCUGAUUUGCAUAAUAAGGUCAGUGGUGGUGCAUUCAUUCCUAGUUACAUGAACCAUUACCUGCAAAAACCAGCAAAAAAAAAUAAAAAAAAAUAGUUCCAUAAAACCACAACUUGUUUUUUUUACAAUUGGAUUUUUGAACGGAUUAAAUAAAGAUAUAACAUGCUUUAGAGGCACUGAUAAGCAUAUUUUGGAGCUCUGGAGUGAGGUGGGCUAGCUGUUUACGAAUCUCAGCGCCAAGCUAAGAUAAUGGACUCCUAGCUUUAGCUCUGUAGUUAGCUAACGCACAGACUUGAGAGUGCUAUUGAUCUUCUCUUCUAACUCUCUGCAAGAAAACAAAGAAGUGUAUUCCUCAAAAUGACUAACUAUUUCUUUAAAGUGACACUCACAUCUACAUCUACUUCAUCCGCUGUGGUAUUACAGUGUCUCCUCUAAUGCAUUCAUUUUCCUCCCUUUUAUCCUCCAUCCCACCCUCUUCACACAUCUCCCAGAGUCUUGUAAAGAAAAUAUCUUAAGUAAUGAAACAUACUGAAAAGAAAAUGUCACUCUUUCUAACUGCUCUGACACUAGAAUAUGACAAUAUAUCACAUUUAAAAGUUAUAAUAUCACAAAUGUUUGUAUGACAUUCAUGUUGUUCUUGAUUUACAUUGAGAAGCGAGUGGUUUUAAUGUAGUGGUUCGGUUUGUAAAUAAUAUAGCUAUUUGGGCCCACAGUAUGCAUCACACUUACAUUUGAUGUAAGAGCACUUUUUAUCCCCACUGCUAUGUAAUACCACGUGUGGCGGUCAUACAUGUAAGUGUGUGUGCGAGAGAAAGUUCAAGUGUGUCUGUAUUUGUAUGUUUAUGUGUGUAUUUGUAAGAAAGGGAGAAUGUAAGCAUCUAUCUCUUUAUGUGAGCGAGUGUAUGUGUGCAACUGGGGUCUGCGGGUUGCUUAUGUUCUACCGAUUAUAAAUAGCAUUUUUACUGUAGAUAUGAGUGCUUUUUUCCAGUCUUCGGAUUUGUUUUACAUUUUUUCUAGAACUCGUUUUUUCCUUUCUGCUCCGUAACACAUGAUGAAACACAUGUAUGGUCCCCAUAUCUGUAGAUACAAACCAUGAAGCAAUCAGUAGCCAUCUCUCAUUGCGCUUGUAGUGUUUUAGUGAACUGCAUGCAAGAUGUGACUACUGUCCGCUCAUAUGGUAAUAUAAUUUUAAAGCCAAAAGAAUAAAGGACAUAUUUUUUGUA